AUGCGAUUCUUGGACGGCGUGCAGUGCAACAUAGAGAGAUUCAAAGUCAUGAAUCUGAUAAAUUCUUGUGAUAUUUCAAACCAUGUAUUGUGCCACUUGAAGGUGGUGUUGCAACUGGAUUCAAGGAAACCUGAAGAAAUGGAAUUUGAAACACGAUUGUACAUAUGCAAAGGGAAAAGAGUUGUUCAUGUGAAGCAGAUUCAAUUCUUUCGAUCUUUGUUGAAUCAUGAUGAUGUGUUUAUCUUGGAUACUAAAGAGAAGAUCUUUCAAUUCAUUGGAGCAAACUCAAACAUUCAAGAAAGAGCUAAAGCUCUCGAGGUUAUUCAGUAUUUGAAGGACACUUAUCAUGAGAUGAUGGAAAACUACAAGAGGAAGGUUAUUCAGGUGAAUUCUGGGUUAUUUUUGGAGGGUUUGCUCCUAUUGGCAAGAAGCAUUGGUGGAUCAGGGAUUCCUAUCUAUAGUAUCUCAAGUAGCAACAUAAUUUCAAGGAAAAAGCACAUCUGA
Messenger RNA from Lactuca virosa, 504 nucleotides. The record is from the annotation of a GenBank genome assembly. NCBI's taxonomy places the organism in Eukaryota, Viridiplantae, Streptophyta, Magnoliopsida, Asterales, Asteraceae.